Messenger RNA from Spodoptera exigua (beet armyworm), 2603 nucleotides. Lineage: Eukaryota; Metazoa; Arthropoda; Insecta; Lepidoptera; Noctuidae. The record is from the annotation of a GenBank genome assembly.
AUUUUUACAUAAAUCUAGUACCUACCUACUUCAUUACGAAUCGUUUUCAUUACUUAUAAGCAUUACGCUUACAGUAAUUGCUUAAAUGUUAUAAAUAUUUUAGUUAUUGGCUAAUUUCAAGAAGUAUACAUGUUGGUUUCCCAAGACCAACAUCAACACACUCCUCGCCUGGAAGACUUCUUCUGGACAGGAUCUGGAGAUGGACCGCCACCACCACCAGAUCCACCUCUCCCCGCACCAGUGCAACCAUCGACACCAGUUGUCCGGACUACCACAGUUCUUGCUACUGUCUAUCUGGAUUCAUAUCCACCACAAGCGGUGACAGACAAAUCAACCGGCGAGUGCGUACUUAAUUGUGGCGAGCCUGGAGUACCAGGUAGCUUGGAACCAGAAAUCCCCGAUGACCGAAGGUACUGGCUCCUCACUGUCAUUCAGGGAUCCACACCAGAUAGCCUGCAAUUGAGACUCGCUAGGUUGUACCAGAAAGCCUUCUUGAGACAGCAAGAGCGUCAUCUGGGCAUCAUCAAAUCCCUGGACGCACCACCUGCUCGAAAGAAACAUGACGUCCAUUCUUUUGCAGUGAACAAAGAUAAUAAUAUUAGUCCAGUAGGCCCACAGGGUACUAACUCACCAUUCAAAUAUCUUGAUAUUGAUGCAUCAAUGGUUCCUAUGGAGUCAAUUGUUAGUACAAUGGUAAACAAUGAUGAAAAUUCUAGCACUAAAGCUCUAGAAUCUUCUAGAGAAUUCGUAUAUCCAGCUAAUAUAGAAAUGUUUUCUAUUGAUGCUAAUACUCUUACUCUAAAUGCUGAGAUAAAAGCUACUAAGUUGAAUGAAGUCGAAUCUUGGAUACUAGCUACACCAACUGUUUCUAUUCGUAAGAGAGAAAUUACUGAUAGAGAGCAAUUAGAAGAAAUAAAAGAAGACUCUAUAGACAUUCCUUUAGAAUUGGAAGCCAAUGAAACAAUGUUGUUUAAACGUGAGAUUUUGAAGCCGGAACAACAACCGCCGGUGCAAGUACAUAUACAGAAUAUUACAGAGUCUCCAGAAACGGGUAGCAUUCAGAUAGUAUACGUGGUUCUGGUCGGUGGCAGGGCAGUACCAGCCGCGGUAGCUGCCAGAGACAUGCGAUUGGUCAGAGAUGCUGAAGUAGCCAGAGAACUGGGAGCUGUUGUCACUACCAAGGCUGAACCAGCGUACCUAAAAACAGCGGAAGGUUUGGAGGGAGAUGCAGGGGGUGGAGUGCAUGGUACUGAAUUAUGGGCACUGGCUGUGGGAGCUACAGUAGCUAUUCUGUUGCUGCUAGUGCUUUUGGCACUUUUGUGUCUGGCUCACAGGAAAAAGACAAUGAAAUCUGCAGCCUCAAUCCGUGCGUACAGAAAUGAGUUAUUAAGAGAAGCAGAGAGGAACCAGCUGAAGCAAGUGCAUGAAGAGAAAGAUGGAAGGCUGAUCAGUGUGGUGUCACCAAGUCGAACGAGACCCAGCAGCACUCUGCUACCGAUUUAUAGGGCUGCGAGCGCAGCAAGUAGUUCAUCCACAACCUCAUCUGGAGUGUCAGAGGUGGCAACUGCGUUCCGUCGACGGCAGAAGAAGCCACACGCUCUCAGGAUGCCGCAGAAGAAGAGAGUGGGUACUACGGACAGUCUGCUAGAAGCAGCUGGGCUGGACAGUUCAGACAGUGGCCAGCCCUCAGCGCCACCUACACCGACCUCGUACCUCUCCAUGCCCUCCGUCAAUGCUUUCCCAAGAGGCAACGUGGUAGAACCACUAUCUCGUAUAUUAGAACCGGUGUCAGUUCGUCACCUGGACAUCGACUCCCCACCAGUUUCGCCAAAAAAGAGUAAGGAAGCUAACAAAGAUGUGGUGCCUCGACGACAGAUGGCUUCUCAGUUGGUACGCCUGGGGAGCAUAGAUAAGGACCCAGGAGUUAUUGGACCUCUCGUCUGGGACCUGCAUUGUCAGAGAAUUAAGGAUUCUUCAAAACCAUCUAGUCCAGCUAGAUCAGCCACAUCUGCCCGCAAGGAGCCAGGGCCAUCUCGCAUGCGGCAGCGGUUCAACGAGCUGAUGGAUGAUGCAUUCACCCUAUUCGGCAGUGUAGGGUCCAGUCCGAACUCUCAGGAUACUUAUACCGUGGAAGAACGGGACCCCAAGGACAAGGGGACUCAAAAUGCUGGGGUCGCUACAGUUUCAGAUCCAAGCGAGCAGUUGGCUCAAGCUCGCAACAAUAACGUCCGACUUCCAGGCUCACCAUACACCGCCAUGGACACCUUAAGGGGGAGAUCUGCGGGACCUGGGAGGGCGGGGCCCAGUACAUCAACGCCAGUGCAGGCGGAGGGCGCUCGUCCUCGCACCUCGUUCACCAGGACUGCAGCGGAGAGACGGGUGCCUCCACCGACCCGGGCCUGGGGGCAAACUCCCCCACAGUCCCUAGGUGGGCGGCCCACGGUCAACCCGGCACUCAUAACUGCUGAGGGGAGGCUACCGGCCGAAGACCCAGCCAUACCGCUCAUAUCUGCCAUCAAGACGGAAAUACAACGCAUCAAGGAGACAGCCACUAAACCUAGUACCUUGCCAAAAUGAUGAAUUUUUAAUAUUUAGCAUUAUCU